Merops nubicus (carmine bee-eater) is the source of this 405-nucleotide messenger RNA. Its product is annotated as NTF2-related export protein 2. The record is from RefSeq and is a predicted model, not a curated record. The transcript is spliced from 3 exons. Gene Ontology annotation, cellular component: nuclear pore central transport channel. The coding region runs from base 64 to 405 and encodes 113 amino acids. Lineage: Eukaryota; Metazoa; Chordata; Aves; Coraciiformes; Meropidae. Gene Ontology annotation, biological process: protein import into nucleus.
AAAACGUAUGUGGAUCAAGCUUGUAGAGCUGCAGAUGAAUUUGUCAACAUUUAUUAUGAGACAAUGGAUAAAAGAAGGCGGGCUUUGACAAGACUUUACCUGGACAAGGCCACAUUGGUUUGGAAUGGCAAUGCAGUGUCCGGGCAGGAAGAACUGAGUAAAUUCUUUGAAAUGUUGCCUUCUAGUGAGUUCCAGGUUAACGUGUUGGAUUGCCAGCCCGUGCACGAGCAAGCUACACAAGGCCAGACGACAGUCCUCGUGGUGACAAGUGGGACAGUAAAAUUUGAUGGCGACAAGCAACGCUACUUCAAUCAGAACUUCUUGCUGACAGCACAGGCCACACCCACCAACACAGUGUGGAAGAUCGCCAGUGACUGUUUCCGCUUCCAGGACUGGGCCAGCUAG